GAGUUUUUUAUGCUGCCGCUGCGCCAUCAUCAGCCAGCCGCUCGGAGCAGUGAAUAAUAUCCUGCUGAAAACGCUAUUUACUCGCCGAUCCCUGAUCUUCUGUUAUUCUUUACACCAUCACGGAAAUCUUUGUGAUUGGCUUGUGUACCAUGGAAAACAUAAAAACUGGACUUUAGGCUAUCAUCUGGGAUUCUCUUUUGAACACAAAGCAAUGUGGAGGAAAUAAGGAUCGUGCUGUGCUCUAAAUACAGAUCAUAGAGGAUGGGCUGUGUGCAAUGUAAGGACAAAGAGGCUGCUAAGUUAACAGAGGACCGGGACACCAGCUUGUCUCAGAGCGGAGUAGGUUACCGAUAUGGCGUCGACCCCACGCCGCAGCAUUACCCUACCUUCAGUGGGGUCACUGGGGUCACCGCCAUUCCCAACUAUAACAAUUUCCAUGCCACUGGAGUCACGCAGGGCGUGACAGUCUUCGGAGGAGUCAACACAUCAACACAACAAGGAACGCUCCGCACGCGAGGAGGCACAGGUGUGACUCUAUUUGUUGCUCUCUAUGAUUAUGAGGCUCGUACCGAAGAUGAUCUCAGUUUCAGGAAAGGAGAGAAGUUUCAAAUCAUCAACAGCACUGAGGGUGAUUGGUGGGACGCCCGCUCUCUCACUACAGGAGGAACCGGCUACAUUCCAAGCAAUUACGUCGCCCCUGUGGACUCAAUCCAGGCUGAGGACUGGUAUUUUGGAAAGUUGGGGCGCAAGGAUGCAGAGAGGCAGCUUCUUUCAACAGGGAACCCGCGUGGAACCUACUUGAUCCGUGAGAGCGAAACCACUAAAGGUGCCUUCUCUUUGUCUAUCCGGGACUGGGACGAUGUGAAAGGGGACCAUGUGAAACAUUAUAAAAUCCGUAAACUGGACAGUGGAGGAUAUUACAUCACCACUAGAGCUCAGUUUGAGACCCUUCAACAGCUGGUCCAGCAUUACACGGAGCGGGCAGCAGGGCUUUGCUGUCGCUUGGUCGUCCCUUGCCACAAAGGGAUGCCAAGGCUCACUGACCUAUCUGUCAAAACCAAAGAUGUGUGGGAGAUUCCACGGGAGUCACUACAACUCAUAAAACGCUUGGGCAACGGCCAGUUCGGGGAGGUUUGGAUGGAGAGUGCAGAUGGUUUGUGCUUUAAUUUAACGAGUAUAUGUGUGGACUACACCCCUGAUACGGUGGGACUUAGCCAUGAUUCCUGGGAAAUCGCCCGUGAGUCUCUGACGCUGGACAUGAAGCUGGGGGCCGGGUGUUUUGCUGAUGUUUGGUAUGGCACAUGGAAUGGCAACACUAAAGUGGCUGUGAAGACCCUCAAGCCCGGAACCAUGUCUCCAGAGUCUUUCCUGGAGGAAGCGCAGAUCAUGAAGAAAUUACGACAUGAUAAAUUAGUGCAACUCUAUGCUGUCGUUUCUGAGGAGCCCAUCUACAUUGUCACUGAGUAUAUGGGCAAAGGAAGCCUUCUAGAUUUCCUGAAGGACGGGGAGGGACGGGCCCUGAAGCUGCCCAACCUCGUCGACAUGGCGGCCCAGGUGGCUGGAGGCAUGGCCUACAUCGAGCGGAUGAACUACAUUCACAGAGAUUUGCGCUCUGCUAACAUUCUGGUUGGUGAUAACCUUGUGUGCAAGAUCGCUGACUUUGGCCUGGCCAGACUCAUUGAAGACAAUGAGUACACUGCCCGACAAGGGGCUAAAUUCCCUAUUAAGUGGACAGCUCCUGAGGCAGCUCUGUAUGGGAAGUUCACCAUUAAAUCCGAUGUUUGGUCUUUUGGAAUCCUGCUUACGGAGCUGGUCACUAAAGGCAGAGUUCCAUAUCCAGGGAUGAACAACAGGGAGGUACUAGAACAAGUAGAGCGUGGCUACCGGAUGCCGUGUCCCCAGGACUGUCCAAGCUCUCUACACGAGCUGAUGGUUCAGUGCUGGAAGAAAGACGCAGAAGAGCGGCCCACUUUCGAGUACCUGCAGGCCUUCCUAGAAGAUUACUUCACGGCGACCGAACCUCAAUAUCAGCCCGGAGACAACCUCUAAACCCAGCCUCCUGGAGUCACCCUGGUCUUCUUUUCCCCGGGCCAUCUCAAGUGCCCUCUGCUCCCUCCUGACUUGAGGCAUGUACAGCUUCAUGAGUUCACCCAAGGUCCUGUUACCCCCCUAUGGCCUUGGUCAACUGAAGACUGAACAAUUUUGCACAGACUUUCAUCUUGAGGGGUGUAUACAUGAGCGAGCUGGGGAGGUAAACAGAGGGAAUUAUGGGUAAAGUUGGGAGGCUGAGGACAUGGAAAUGCUUUUGUUCAGGGUUGUGGCCAUAACCAUUAUAAUAAAAUGAAAUGAUGCCUGUAUUCAGUGUAAAUACGAGAUGCUUGUUUAUGGUUUAUUUUUUUGGUUUGUUUUCAUUCAUAUUUUGUUUCAUCCCCGCUCAUCUUUUUGUUUUGCUUUGCAAAGUAGCAAUUAUGGUUGCGUUGAGGAACCCAUUCUUCGUGAAGGAUAAAGCAGACAUUUAUGAAGGGUUUGGGUGCGUGCCAAUGCAUAAAAAGAAUCUCUAUGUCUGCUUGUUAUAUUUGAGAUUUAAGAAUGUAUGUGUUUUAUUCGUCCUCUCCUCUGCUGAUGAGAUCAUGUUCCAGAUGGAAAAAUAAAGACCCAGAGUGUCUUUCUUA
Messenger RNA from Megalobrama amblycephala (Wuchang bream), 2672 nucleotides. RefSeq names its product FYN proto-oncogene, Src family tyrosine kinase b (gene fynb). Gene Ontology annotation, cellular component: extrinsic component of cytoplasmic side of plasma membrane. The record is from RefSeq and is a predicted model, not a curated record. Lineage: Eukaryota; Metazoa; Chordata; Actinopteri; Cypriniformes; Xenocyprididae. The transcript has 14 exons. Gene Ontology annotation, biological process: cell differentiation; cell surface receptor protein tyrosine kinase signaling pathway; protein phosphorylation. Bases 262 to 2049 code for a protein of 595 amino acids. Gene Ontology annotation, molecular function: non-membrane spanning protein tyrosine kinase activity; signaling receptor binding; ATP binding.